AUGAACUUCCAAGCACCAAGACGACAUCAGUACUCAAAGGACAACAGUGAAAUUGAUGAGGAGCGGAGCGACAACUCGAAGAUGUUCAUCGCCAACAACUGUAUGCCUCAAUUCCGAUGGGAAGACGAAAAUUUUGUAAAAUGGAUGUUUUUAUUCACCAAUACAUCUGAGUUUAAAGAAAAUGAAAAGUUCCUGAAUUUCCGUUUUCUUCAAAAUUGGAAUUUGGGGAGCUUCAGUUUUCAAAAACUGUAUUACCAAAAUUAUAAAAAUAACGAACAGAGAAAAAUGAGCAAAAUCUGA
Molecule: messenger RNA, 300 nt
Organism: Caenorhabditis briggsae
Lineage: Eukaryota; Metazoa; Nematoda; Chromadorea; Rhabditida; Rhabditidae
Exons: 3
Coding region: 1-300 (99 amino acids)
Source: RefSeq, a predicted model, not a curated record